Molecule: messenger RNA, 2060 nt
Organism: Tinamus guttatus (white-throated tinamou)
Lineage: Eukaryota; Metazoa; Chordata; Aves; Tinamiformes; Tinamidae
Source: RefSeq, a predicted model, not a curated record
AUGUGGGGGAAAGCUCGUGAGUACUGCGAAGACAAGCAGCUCCCAGCAUCAAACUCCUGCAUCGGCCGUCAGCGGGGCUCCCGCUUCUGGCAGUGGACCACAGACCUUGGGCAUCGCCGGGCGGCUGCUGCCGGGCUGGAGUUGGAGCUCGCGCCGUGUCCCGUGGCGAGCGCGGCGCCGGCUUUAUGGAGGCGGCACCACGGCCCUCGCCCCAGCGGCCAGAGCCUUCCCUUCUCCCUCAGCAAUGAAGAUGUUGAGACAGGAGUCCACCUUGAUCCUGCUAUCAAGGAAGUUCAGUACAAUCCCACUUAUGAUACCAUGUUUGCUCCUGAGUUUGGACCAGAAAACCCAUUUAGGACUCAGCAAAUGGCUGCGCCUAGAAAUAUGCUUUCCGGAUAUGCAGAACCAGCUCACAUCAAUGAUUUCAUGUUUGAGCAACAAAGAAGAACAUUUGUAACCUACGGUUACGCAUUAGAUCCUUCUAUAGAUAACCCUGAAGUUGCUACCAAAUAUAUUGGUUCUGUAGAAGAGGCUGAAAAAAAUCAAGGUUUAACAGUGUUUGAGACGGGACAGAGGAAAAUAGAAAAAAGGAAGAAAUUCAAGGAGAAUGAUGCAUCUAACAUUGAUGGCUUCUUGGGACCAUGGGCAAAAUACGUUGAUGAAAAAGAAGUAGCUAAGCCCUCAGAAGAAGAACAGAAAGAGUUGGAUGAAAUAACAGCUAAGAGGCAGAAGAGAGGAAAGCUAGAGGAUGAUAAACCUGGGGAGGAGAAGACUAUAUUACACGUCAAGGAAAUGUACGACUAUCAGGGGAGAUCUUAUCUUCAUGUCCCUCAAGACGUUGGAGUUAAUCUCCGUUCUACAGUGCCACCAGAGAAAUGCUAUCUUCCAAAGAAACAAAUCCAUGUAUGGUCUGGACAUACAAAGGGUGUCAGUGCAGUUAGAUUGUUUCCUCUCUCUGGGCACAUAAUGUUGUCUUGCUCUAUGGAUUGCAAAAUUAAGCUAUGGGAGGUGUAUGGUGAUCGAAGAUGUCUACGAACAUUUAUUGGGCACGGUAAAGCUGUUCGAGACAUCUCCUUUAAUAAUGCUGGCACUCGCUUUCUUAGUGCAGCCUACGACCGCUACAUUAAACUCUGGGACACCGAGACAGGGCAGUGUAUAUCAAGAUUCACAAACAGGAAGGUUCCUUACUGUGUCAAAUUCAACCCUGAUGAAGAUAAGCAAAAUCUCUUUGUUGCAGGAAUGUCAGAUAAGAAAAUUGUGCAGUGGGAUAUUCGGAGUGGUGAGAUUGUGCAGGAAUACGAUAGGCAUUUGGGAGCUGUCAACACCAUUGUGUUCGUGGAUGAAAAUAGACGGUUUGUGAGUACAUCCGAUGACAAGAGUUUAAGAGUCUGGGAAUGGUAUGCAGCAUUCAAUACCCAUCUUUGUUUGCUACCCUUUUUAGGGAAAUGGCUGGCUUGUCAGUCGAUGGACAACCAAAUUCUGAUUUUCGGAGCUCAGAACAGAUUCAGAUUAAACAAGAAGAAAAUCUUCAAAGGUCACAUGGUAGCUGGCUAUGCCUGUCAAGUGGAUUUUUCACCUGACAUGAGCUAUGUGAUAUCCGGAGAUGCAGAUGGAAAGCUUAACAUCUGGGACUGGAAGACAACAAAACUCUACAGCAGGGUGAAAGCCCAUGAUAAAGUCUGCAUUGGUGCUGUCUGGCACCCGCAUGAAACCUCCAAAGUCAUUACGUGCGGCUGGGAUGGCCUUAUUAAACUGUGGGACUAAAGAGGGUGCUACAGAGCUGAGGUUGUACGUCUGGCUGACAUCUGAGAUUUGAGGGAAUUCUCUUCUAAGGAUGGGUAGACAUUUGUCAUACAGCUGUUCUCAGUGAGCUGUAUAUAUCCUCCCCAACACAGGAGAUCUUCGUGACAGAAAAAUGGACUGGAAAAAAUAUAGAUCUAAGUAUGACCUCCUGGGUGUGAAAGGCUGAGGUCAGUGAAGCAUGCAGCAUCAAGUGUUAGUUUGUCAUGUCACUCUUCUUUUGUGCAAAAUACUUUUGUAAAAUAAAAUAAUUUUAAGAA